CUUCGCGCCGUAUCGAUAGCGUAAUCAUCUUGUGGGCACGGCAAGGGAGACGAAAGCUUGUUCCUGUGAGUCACGUUCGUGCAACUUAUACUGUGGUUCUCUGCGCUGAACUGAAAGUGACACGACGCAACAAUCGUUUCAUGUGAACGUUCUACGACAUCAGAUCACGUCGAGCUGAAAGCCAGAGUCUAAAGAAGAAACAUGGAGUGGCUUUUCGGUCGCAAGAAGUCGCCCGAGGAGAUGCUUCGGCAAAACCAGCGGGCACUUAAUAAAGCCAUGCGUGACCUGGACAGGGAGCGUGCAAAAAUGGAACAGCAGGAGAAGAAGAUCAUCAUGGACAUCAAGAAGAUGGCCAAGGACAAUCAGAUGGAUGCAGUGAAGAUCAUGGCGCGGGACUUGGUUCGGACACGACGGCAAGUGAAGAAGUUCAUCCUGAUGCGGGCCAACAUCCAGGCGGUCUCACUAAAGAUCCAGACACUCCGCUCACAGAAUGCCAUGGCACAAGCCAUGCGAGGUGUCACGCGUGCCAUGCAGAGCAUGAACAAACAGCUGAACCUACCACAGAUACAGAAAAUAAUGCAGGAGUUUGAGAAGCAGUCUGAAAUAAUGGACAUGAAGGAGGAGAUGAUGAACGAUGCCAUCGACGACGCAAUGGGCGAUGAUGAAGAUGAGGAGGAGAGUGACGCCAUUGUGAACGAAGUCUUGGACGAACUGGGUCUCCAGCUUUCCGAGAAGCUGACGGACCUUCCGGAAGCCGGCGGAUCGCUGAGUGCGGGCGCACAAAAGGGCAAGGCGGCCGCACCUGCCGCAGUCAGCGACGCCGACGCCGAUCUCCAGGCUAGACUCGAAAACUUGCGAAGAGAAUAGACGUCGUACCCGGCUUCGACCAGAGGGGACUGCGCGAAACGUGUCUCUUAAGUCUUGUAUAAAAAAUAUAUU
This is a messenger RNA of Rhipicephalus sanguineus (brown dog tick), 939 nucleotides long. It is a transcript of the gene Vps2, whose product is annotated as charged multivesicular body protein 2a. The record is from RefSeq and is a predicted model, not a curated record. Gene Ontology annotation, cellular component: ESCRT III complex; multivesicular body. The transcript has 5 exons. Bases 202 to 867 code for a protein of 221 amino acids. Lineage: Eukaryota; Metazoa; Arthropoda; Arachnida; Ixodida; Ixodidae. Gene Ontology annotation, biological process: endosome transport via multivesicular body sorting pathway; late endosome to vacuole transport; protein transport.